This is a messenger RNA of Saprolegnia diclina VS20, 1231 nucleotides long. RefSeq lists its product as hypothetical. The transcript is spliced from 8 exons. Lineage: Eukaryota; Oomycota; Saprolegniomycetes; Saprolegniales; Saprolegniaceae. The record is from RefSeq and is a predicted model, not a curated record. Gene Ontology annotation, molecular function: metal ion binding; 5'-flap endonuclease activity. The coding region runs from base 43 to 1179 and encodes 378 amino acids.
CUAAUUUUGGCACAUUUGCGUGUGAAAGGCCACCACGGCAGGAUGGGGGUCGCCGACCUGCUUCCGAAGCUCAAGAGCAUCAUCUCCAUGACGCACAUUAGCAAGUACCGUGGGAAGCGCGCAGCCAUCGACGCCUCGGGCUGGCUGUACAAAGGCGCGUACACGUGCGUGGUCGAGCUCGGCCUCGGCACGCUCGAGAGCGAUCCCAUCGGCGAGUACACUGAAGGCGAGGCAACAGCGCCGUACAUUAGCUACUGCCUCGCGCGUCUCGAUCUGCUGCUGGAGCACGACAUCACGCCGACCUUUGUCUUUGACGGUGCGACUGUGCCGGCAAAAGCGGCGACGAACCAGAAGCGCCGCGCCGACCGCGAGGCAUAUCGAAACCAAGGUAUCGAGCUCCACGCCGCCGGCAACUCGGGCAAGAGCUUCUCGGCGUUCUGCAGGUCGCUUCACGUGACGCGGGCCAUGGCGCGCAAGCUCUUUGUGACGCUGCGAGCCAAGCACCCGAGUGUACGCUGCCUUGUCGCGCCGUACGAGGCCGACGCGCAGCUCGCGUUGCUCUCGAAAGAGAAGCUCGUCGACGUCGUCUUCUCGGAAGACAGCGACUGCAUUCCGUACGGCUGCAAGACGGUCUUCUUCAAGCUUGAGAACACGGGAUAUGGGGAAGAGUUUCGCCGGCGGUACUUGGGCGCCAACGAAGACAUUACUUUCACGGGCUGGAGCGAAUUCAUGUUUGUGCAAUUUUGCAUUCUAUCGGGCUGUGACUAUUGCCCGACACUCAAGGGCGUCGGGCCCGCCGCAGCCCACGCCCUUGUGGCGGCCCACCGAACACCGACGCGGAUCCUUGCGGCGCUGGAAGCAACGUACAAGGACUUUUCGCCGUCCUUUCGGCAAUCGUACCUCGAGGCCAUCCUCACGUUUCGCCAUCAUUUGGUGUUUGACGAGACGCGACAAAAGUGCCGCAUGCUCAACCCGCUGAGCGUCUCGACCGAGGUGCUGGCUCUUCAUGGCGGAAGCCUCUCGUGUCUUGGCCGCGUCGACCUGCCCGAUGCGGUUGUCGUUGGAGUUGCCAACGGCGCCUUGAACCCCAACACGCACACGCCCGAGCCCGUCGAUCCUCGCAAACGACGUAGCGUGGACGGCGAAGCACCGGCGUCCAAGCGGGCCCGCGCGGUGUAGUGCUAGCAGUUAAAUGAUGCAAGUGAUUACAUGGGUGUUGCUUCAUAUUACA